This is a messenger RNA of Pongo pygmaeus (Bornean orangutan), 5791 nucleotides long. RefSeq names its product coiled-coil domain containing 120 (gene CCDC120). The transcript is spliced from 10 exons. NCBI's taxonomy places the organism in Eukaryota, Metazoa, Chordata, Mammalia, Primates, Hominidae. Bases 1774 to 3978 code for a protein of 734 amino acids. The record is from RefSeq and is a predicted model, not a curated record.
GUGAGAAUGGAGGGCCUGAGGACGGGGCAAAGCCCAAAACACCAAUUUCCUUUCCUGGCACCAAGCCGAUUCCCGGCCGGAAAUGGACGAGGAGGGAUCGGGGAAAAGAGAAGUAUGAGUCCCCCCUUCUCCACCCUAUCCCUGCUUCCUUUACUCCCCCCCAGGAGUAGCCUCUGUCCUCCCCCAACCCAGGGCCCAGCUCCCCAAGAAAGACCAGACUGGGCUACUAAGAAACCAUUACUCAGGCACCUGCCUGCCUAUGCCUGAUUUGUUCACUAAAGUGGAGGAAGCAGGGGCUCUGGGGAGGGGAAUGGCCCAGACAUUGAGAGUUUGUAUUUGCUGUAAUAGUGGCAGGAUGUGGAAAUGACCCCCCAAGUGUUGGGGUGCCACCCAGGUGAGGUAUCUUGGUUGUAAACAGUCAUUACAGCCAGGAAUUUCUUUCUCGGCUGUGGUGUCAGAAUGGCAGACCUGAAAAACUUGCCGGGCCCGCCUCUGGGUGUGGGGGGUGCCCUCUGCUGCUCUCCCGCUGCACCUGGUCCCUGGGACAGGAUGGGGGCCAUGGGGUCACUGGUAGGGGGAGACCUGGGGUUGGUGUGGGGGUGUGCUGGGGAGGGGUUUGCUGGGAUCCCUUUCUCGCCAUCUGGGUGGGGAUGAGGCAGCCCCAGGCCACAAGGCAAGUAUGCAGAGGGCAGGUGAGCGAAGGCAGAGGCUUAGGAACUAGGUGUGGGGGUGUGGGGCGUUGACUGUGUCUAGCCUGCCCAGUGACCCCAUGACUCAUACUCUAGCUAUGUCCCCCUGAGGUCGGGCUGAUAGGGAGGAGUUGGGGUUCCUGUGUGGACCCUGUCUGGACUUCCAGGACGCUCUGAGAAAUUAGAGAAGAAAGGAUUGGCUGGGCUCAAUGCCUCAUGCAUGUAAUCCCAGCACUUUGGGAGGCCAAGGCGGGUGGAUCACCUGAGGUCAGGAGUUCGAGACCAGCCUGGCCAACAUGGUGAAACCUAAUUUCUACUAAAAAUACAAAAUUAGCCAGGCAUGGUGUCGUGCACCUGUAAUCCCAGCUACUUUGGAGGCUGAAGUGGGAGAAUUGCUGGAACCUGGGAAGUGGAGGCUGCAGUGAGCCAAGAUCGUGCCACCACUGCACUCCAGCCUAACCCUAUCUCCAAAAAAAAAAAAAAAAAAAAAAAGAAUUGAAGCAGCCCAGCAUGGGAUUGGGAUUAGGACCAGUGCUGGCAAGGAGGACCGUGGAUGGAGUUGGGUUCCUGUGGGGGUAAAGGAAGGUUCCAGGGAACCCUGUGAGAGUUCCCUGGGCCUAAAUAGGGGCUGGGAAAGUUGGAGCCCCAGUGAUCUGGGAUGUGGAGGAACCCCUGCCAUGCUGGGAAGUGUCAGACCUUAGAUGAGUGGGGAUGUGGGGCCUGGGUUUGUCAAAAGGCUUUAGGGACUGAUCCCCACCCCUGUCAUCGAAGGCAGGGCACCACUGCUUCAAGAGAGGGGUACAGGCCCUAUGGGGCAGGCAGGAGGACUGCAGAGAAACAUGACACUUAAAGCAGCUUGGCCUCACCCCGCAAAACACAGAUGGGGAAGGGGCUUGAACCCAUGCCUCCUUGGUUGGCUCGGUCUUCCUCACACCAGGCUAACAUGUCAUGACAAGCUGCUGACUUCAAGGUAGGUGAUAAUGGGAGCUCUGUGGCCCCAUAAAGCCCUCCCAGUCACCUGCCACCUAGGUUAGGCCAGGUGGUGGGAGGUGAUGUCACUCAGCUGCCCAGCUGGGGACUGAGCAUGAUGUGGAAGGAAGGGAGCAAACUCCAGAGGAGGGGUGGCCAGCCAAGGCAGGUUCCAUGGUCAGCUGAGCCAUCGAGGGCAGAGAAGGAGGCAGGAGGCAGGAGGCAGGCAAGACUCGUGGCUGUGACCCAUGGGCCUCUGAGGAGGCGUUGUAAGUCCGCCCAGCUCCCCACUUGCUGUGCUCUUACUCAAUGCGAAGGGAACCAAGGUACCAGGGCCAAGUGGGUCCAGACAUCCACACGGAUUCUGAAAGGGCAGGUCAAGCAGACUUUGUCCAGCCAUCAGCCACGGCCUCUCGACAGCACCAAGAUGGAAGUCAAAGGUCAGCUGAUCAGCUCUCCUACCUUCAAUGCCCCAGCUGCCCUGUUCGGAGAGGCUGCCCCCCAGGUGAAGUCAGAGCGUCUGCGGGGGCUGCUUGACCGGCAGCGGACCCUGCAGGAGGCCCUGAGCCUGAAACUUCAGGAGCUCCGCAAAGUGUGUCUCCAGGAGGCGGAGCUGACUGGCCAGCUUCCCCCUGAGUGCCCACUAGAGCCUGGUGAACGGCCCCAGUUGGUCCGCCGGCGGCCCCCCACAGCCCGCGCCUACCCUCCACCGCACCCCAACCAAGCACACCACUCCUUGUGCCCUGCUGAGGAGCUGGCUCUUGAGGCCCUGGAGCGCGAGGUGUCAGUGCAGCAGCAGAUCGCGGCGGCCGCCCGCCGCCUGGCCCUGGCCCCUGAUCUGAGCACCGAGCAGCGCCGGCGCCGGCGCCAGGUCCAGGCAGACGCACUGAGGAGGCUGCACGAGCUAGAGGAGCAGCUCGGGGAUGUCCGGGCCCGCCUUGGCCUCCCAGUGCUCCCGCUGCCCCAGCCACUGCCAGUGUCCACGGGGUCAGUGAUCACCACCCAGGGAGUCUGCCUGGGCAUGCGCCUUGCUCAGCUCAGCCAAGAGGACGUAGUUCUGCACUCAGAGAGCAGCUCCCUCUCAGAGUCUGGGGCCAGCCAUGACAAUGAGGAGCCCCAUGGCUGCUUCUCUCUGGCCGAGCGCCCCUCACCACCCAAGGCUUGGGACCAACUGCGGGCAGUAUCUGGGGGGAGCCCUGAGCGGCGAACCCCAUGGAAACCACCUCCAUCAGAUCUUUAUGGGGAUCUGAAGAGCCGGCGGAACUCUGUGGCCAGCCCCACCAGCCCCACACGCUCGCUGCCCAGGAGUGCCUCCAGUUUUGAGGGGCGAAGUGUGCCUGCCACCCCUGUCCUCACCCGGGGUGCUGGCCCCCAGCUCUGCAAACCUGAAGGCCUUCAUUCUCGUCAGUGGUCCGGCAGCCAGGACUCCCAGAUGGGCUUUCCCCGGGCGGACCCUGCCUCCGAUCGCGCCUCCCUCUUCGUAGCUCGCACCCGCCGCAGCAACAGUUCUGAGGCCCUGCUGGUGGACCGGGCCGCUGGUGGGGGAGCUGGCUCCCCGCCUGACCCUCUGGCUCCCUCUGCCUCUGGCCCCCCAGUCUGCAAGAGCAGUGAGGUGCUGUAUGAGCGCCCCCAACCAACCCCUGCCUUCUCCUCCCGCACAGCAGGCCCCCCAGACCCUCCCCGGGCCGCCCGGCCUAGCUCAGCUGCCCCUGCCUCUCGAGGUGCCCCGCGGCUCCCACCUGUGUGUGGGGACUUCCUCUUGGACUAUUCCUUGGACCGGGGCCUGCCCCGCAGUGGCGGUGGAGCAGGCUGGGGGGAGCUGCUGCCUGCAGCUGAGGUCCCAGGACCCCUCUCCCGCCGGGAUGGGCUCCUCACCAUGCUCCCCGGCCCACCACCUGUGUAUGCAGCUGACAGCAACAGCCCCCUCCUCCGCACCAAGGACCCCCACACCCGUGCCACCCGCACUAAGCCCUGUGGCCUGCCCCCAGAGGCUGCCGAGGGCCCUGAGGUGCAUCCAAACCCUCUGCUGUGGAUGCCCCCACCCACCCGUAUCCCCUCGGCUGGUGAACGCAGUGGCCACAAGAACCUGGCUCUGGAGGGGCUGCGGGACUGGUACAUCCGGAACUCGGGACUGGCUGCGGGGCCCCAGCGCCGGCCUGUGCUCCCUUCCGUGGGCCCGCCACACCCACCCUUCCUCCAUGCCCGCUGCUAUGAGGUGGGCCAGGCGCUGUACGGGACCCCCAGCCAAGCGCCACUCCCACACUCGAGGAGUUUCACGGCGCCCCCUGUCUCUGGCAGGUAUGGGGGGUGCUUUUACUGAUGGGUAGGGGUCUCUUAAGGCAGAUGGUGAAGAUAUCCAGGCCAGGGAGUGGCUAGUCAUGAUAGCUAAUGAAUUGGACCAUGAGGAAACUAGCUGCUGUGAUGGCACAGGGUCACUCUACUGCACAUGACCGGCAUUAGUCCAUGGGGUCCUGGUGGAGGGGAUCUUGGGCACUGGUAGCAGCAAUUCUUUAUCAAGUUAUAGGCUGAAGAUGAGCCUUGAAGCCAGGGUGCCGGGAGGAAGGGACAUCUCAUGCCCCUUGCUGUUUUCUUCCUUUUUUCUCCAUGCCCCGGAGCCUGAAAGUGCUGUCCUGUGCCUGCCUCCACCUCUUUAACGAGCCUCUUUUCCUUUCUUUUUCUGUGUCUUGUCUGUCUUUUCCUCUUCUUGUCUUCCCCGCCCUGUCCUCCGGAUUCCUGCUACCCCUUCUAAAGAUACUACGCGGACUUCCUGUAUCCCCCGGAGCUGAGCGCUCGUUUAAGUGACCUGACGCUAGAGGGGGAGCAGUCCUCCAGUUCUGACACCCAGACCCCGGGGACACUGGUCUGACCCCUUCUGAUAUGUCCCUUGUUGGCCUGGGCACGAUUCCAAUCUGGGGAGCACACAGCUGACCUCGCUGGGCCCUGGCAUGUGGUUGCUCUCAGUCCUGAGCGGAGUGCGCCAAUCUAAUCUUCCAAGGCCCCUGGCUCCCCAUAGGCCCAGGAAGGUGUCUGACACCCUGCUUCUUCUCUCACACUGUGCUGGGGACUGGGGGCCUUCAGCCAGCUUAAAAGAGAGGGGAUGAUGUCAUGGGGACCCCAAGCCCCUUCCUCCAUUUAUGUUUACAGUUGUGACUUAGGUAUUCACUGUCUUCCUCCAACACUAGGUGUUUUAUAAAAGGGAAACUGUGAUCUCAUCUGGUUGGGUUCAUUCCUGUUCCCAUGCCCAACCAGGUUCCAUUCAGGAACCCCCUCCAUAAAAUGGACCAUAUCGGGUCUCAGGGCGAUUUAGGGCAGCCAGGAGACUCCGGUGUGAACAGAAAUCCCUGCCACGCAUCGCCAGGGCAGUUGUUGGGGCAGUGGGCUCUCUGCCCACACUUGGAAGGACUGCAGUCUGGGUGGGAUGCCUGAAGGAGCCCAACCCCGUCUGUGCCCAUGGCCUCUGCCCUGACCACCCCCAGUCAGGAGGCCCCACAGGAGGAGUAAAGGGAAGAGCCAUCAGGUGUGCUGUGUCCUGGGAUCCUGUGGGGGUUGAACUUGGCAUCUACCAGAUCUGGCACCCGGUAGAUGCCAGUGAAAUCCUCAGGUGAGGUCUGGCUACAGGCCACGGGCCACUCACCUUCCUUGGCUUUCCUUCCACCUCUUUUUUUUUUUCUCGAGACAGAGUCUUGCUCUGUCACCAGGCUGGAGUGCAGUGGUGCAAUCUCAGCUAACUGCAACCUCUGCCUCCUGGGUUCUCCUGCCUCACCCUCCCGAGUAGCUGGGAUUACAGGCACACGCCACCACGCCUGGCUAAUUUUUGUAUUCUUAGUAGAGACAAGGUUUCACCAUAUUGGCCAGGCUGGUCUUGAACUCUUGACCUUGUGAUCUGCCCGCCUUGGCCUCCCAAAGUGCUGGGAUUACAGCCGUGAGCCACUGCACCCAGCCCCCAUCCACCACUUUUUAAUCAAACCCACACAAGUUGUGUUUUCUAUGAUACCUAUCUGUGAUUUUCAGAGCUGGGAGUUCCCCUACCCCCUUUUCCUGGUGUUAAAACUUUUCUUUUUAUACCAAUGGAUCUGGACCCAAGACAUUACCCACACUGGAAGGGGAUUUGUAUAAUAAAUGUGUAAACUGAA